GUUGUUGUUUAUUUUGAACUUCAGCACGUGCUGCGCCGGCAUUUCUUUCGUGUUUUUUCGCGUAAAAUAAUCAAGAAAUCAGCGUUAAUUUGCGUGAAAUAAUGUCUGAAGGAACAAGUGAGGCUGUGAGGAAGAGAAAACCUCUGCGGGAGUGUGAGGAAAAUGCCCCAAAAAGAGUCAAAACACAGCGAGACAUUGCAGAAACAGGAAAAUCUUCAGAGCCUCCGUCAAAGAAACUCAUCCCGAAGCCAUUUGCUGCUGAGAGUUCCUCCUUUGGUGCGAAGCGUGAUGAAAUUCAAUGUUCAUGGACCAUUCCGGACUUGUUGGCUGAAUUGGAGAGCCUCCGACCAACUGUUGCGCAGAACAUUGUGGAGCUGCUGCAGCAGGACAACACAAUUCCCUUCAUUUGCCGCUACAGAUCGCAUCUGGUGGGGAAUCUCAAGCCCGACAGGAUGCGGGAGAUUAAGACGUCGUAUGGGCAGAUUACGCAGCUUAAGACAAAAGUCACCACCGUGGCAAAGACACUGCAGAAGGAGAAUCUCCUCACGGAGGAUCUGGAGGAGACAAUUUGCAAAGUUAAAACGAUGGAGGAAUUGAAUCACAUCUAUGAGCUGUACAAGCCAGCCAGGAAGAAAUCUCUCGUGGAGAAGGCAACAAAUCUGGGGCUGAAACCCAUUGCUGAAAAGAUUCUCUCGGGGGAGGUUUUGGUGAAUUUUGAGAAGUACGUCAACAAGGAUGAGGAAGCUCUGCGUACUGUGAGUGAGGUGAAAGCUGGUGUGGGUGUCCUUGUGUCCAGUAUCAUUAUGAAGAAUGCCCAAUUGCUGGACUACGUGCGUGAGAGGAGGCAAAAGGCUCGCAUUGAAAUCCAAUCGAGUCAGGCUAAAGUGAAAGCAUCCGACAUUCCAAGUACCUCCACGGAUUCCACAAAGUACGAGCUCUACUUCAAUUUCAGGAGUCUCGUCUCGCAGAUUCGUCCUCAUCAAAUACUGGCCAUAAAUCGCGGGGAGAAGAAUAAAGUUUUGACGGUGAAAGUGAAUGUUCCGCAGAAGAUGCAGGAUGAUGUGAAGGUAUUCAUUCUCAGUCUCUACAGAGGAGUCACCGAGUACACGGAAAGGACGGAGUUCCUCAAAAAGAUUGUCAGUGAAAUUUAUUCAAAGAAAAUCCUCCCGUUGAUUACCAAAGAGAUUCGCCGGGAAUUGAAGGAAAAAGCUGAGAAGGCUUCAAUUGAGGUGUUUGCCAAUAACCUUCGGCAACUCUUGCUCACAGCCCCCGUGAAGGGUGAGAAAAUUCUCGGAAUUGAUCCGGGAUUCUCGCAUGGGUGCAAAAUGGCAAUGAUUUCGGAACAAGGAAAUGUCCUGGACACACAAAUAAUCUAUCCGCAUACAAAGAAAGCCGAUCUUCGGGAUUCCAUGGGAGCUGUGGCGGAUCUCCUGCAGAGGCACGGCUGCAAGAUUAUAGCUUUGGGCAAUGGGACUGCCUGCCGGGAAACAGAAGCCUUCCUAGAGCAGGUAAAGAACACCUUCCGGGUGGAUUUUACGUACUGCAUAGUCAGCGAGCAGGGAGCUUCCAUUUAUUCGUGUAGCGACAAAGCUAAGCAGGAAUUCCCGUCGCUUGAUGUGAAUCUCAUUAGUGCUGUAUCCAUUGCUCGUCGACUGAGCAACCCCCUGGCGGAAUUGGUUAAAGUGGAACCGAAGCAUUUGGGUGUGGGCAUGUACCAGCACGAUGUGAGUGAGAAGCAACUGGGGGAGGCACUGGAAGAGAUUGUUGUGGAGUGCGUGAGCUUCGUGGGGGUGGACAUCAAUACAGCCAGUGAGCAUUUGUUGCAAUUUGUGGCCGGUUUGACGCCGGCCAGGGCGAAGAAUAUCAUUGAGUACCGCCUGAAGAAUGGAUGCAUCAAAUCGAGGGAUGAAUUGCGGAAGAUUAAGCUAAUUGGGGAGAAAACAUUCACCCAAUGCGCUGGAUUUGUGCGUAUUGAAGCAAAGACAGCGGGACAACUCAUUGAGCCAUUGGAUGCCACAUGGGUUCACCCGGAGAGCUAUCAUUUGGCUCGAUCAAUUAUUUCUGAGCAAGAAUUGAAUUUGGGCGAAAUCGGAAGGUUCCAUUUCAUUGAGAAGAUGAAGAGUAUUGCCGUGAACUUCACGGAGAUGAGUCGUAUUGCUAAGCUCUUUGGGGCAGCACCUGAAUGUGCAAGAUCCGUGUGUGAAGCUCUGCAGAGACUACCCAGUACGGACUAUCGCGAUGACAUCAAUAGACGCCCACACUUCAAGCAGGGCUUGACAAAGAUGAGUGAUCUGAAGGUGGGUACCCUGGCUACGGGUUCCAUCACAAAUGUAACGCAUUUCGGAUGCUUUGUGGAUGUUGGCGUGGAGAAAUGUGGGCUAAUUCACACGAAACACCUGCAGGGAAUGAAGCCGGGAAUUGGGGAUUGUGUGGAAGUAACAAUAAUGAACAUUGAUGAGGCUCAAGGGAGGAUUUCGCUCAAACUUGAGAAGAUUCUCUAAACAAAAUGAAUUUUUUUCUUAAAAGAAUUUAUUUAUGCGAGAUACUUUGGGGGACAAAAAAAAACGGGGGCUCCGGGAUUUUAUUCCCUUCGGAGUACACUGGAGAUGCAUUGACGAUAAUCUUCAACGAUGCCAGUGUGAGCAUCCCUCAUGUUGCGCAGUCUCACCUCCAAGCUGGGAACAAAUUCAAAUUGGAAGCGAUUGUGGGCCUCAGUGAUCACAGGAUUGAAUUCAUCUAUAAAGUAAUCAUAUCUCCGGACAAUGUCGAAUUCCGUGAGUUUCUGCACAACACUCAUCUGCAGCUCAGCAAUGUACUCCGUCCACUCUUCCAGUCCAUGAAAAACAUCAUCCUGCAGCUCAAAGAUGUGAUCAAAUGCCGCCACUGAACACACCCUCACUGUCUCCCCAACUUCCGGUGUACUCUUUGCCGUCACCAGUCGUCGAAACAUUGCACCAUUGUGCUGCUGCUGCCUCCGCCACGUAUCCAUUGUUUCAGAGAGUACCCCCAAAAGAUCUCGCGUUACAUCACUCACAUAUCCCGACAUAUAGCCACGAAUCUCCGUCUUCAUAUCCUCAUAGUAAUCGUGGUACAAAUUAAUGGCAUCCUGACUCUGAAAGAGUGGAUUCGGCGGCACCUGCCCGUACACAACGCAAAUUCCACAUAAAAUCACAAAGAAAUUCCUCCAACUCAGCUCCAUUUUCAUUUUUGAUUUUUCCUGAACACGUUUUCCCAGAAACUUCUCACACUGAAUGAUAAUUUUUGCAAAUCUUCCUGGACUUUUUAAGCAUUCUCACUCUGUGCAAAAAAAUGAAAGAUUCUAAUCUCCAAGAAUACGCCAAAAGAAAGAAUGAAAAAAACAGCCUGAUAACAGGAUACAAAUUCAACAUUUUUUUUAAUUUCUCUAAUUAACUUUCUCUUACGCAAAUGCUUUGACAAACACAAAAAAAGAACUUUAUACUGAAAUCAUGAAUUUUCUUCUUUAUCAUUUCUUUUUUUUUUUCUAAAAAGAAUUCUUGACUUGUUUGAUGAAUUUCCUGAAUUAAUUCUCAAUUAGAAGAUUAAUUAAGUUCCUAAAAUCAAAUCAAACAUAAGACAUUUUGAAAUUUAUUUUUUAACUCUGUAACAAAAUGAGAAUUUCAUAAUAAAAUUCUUUAUCGAAAACUUAUAA
Lutzomyia longipalpis is the source of this 3670-nucleotide messenger RNA. RefSeq names its product S1 RNA-binding domain-containing protein 1. NCBI's taxonomy places the organism in Eukaryota, Metazoa, Arthropoda, Insecta, Diptera, Psychodidae. Bases 102 to 2501 code for a protein of 799 amino acids. The transcript is spliced from 3 exons. The record is from RefSeq and is a predicted model, not a curated record. Gene Ontology annotation, biological process: translation; nucleobase-containing compound metabolic process. Gene Ontology annotation, molecular function: structural constituent of ribosome; mRNA binding.